Molecule: messenger RNA, 7385 nt
Organism: Cimex lectularius (bed bug)
Lineage: Eukaryota; Metazoa; Arthropoda; Insecta; Hemiptera; Cimicidae
Product: adenylate cyclase type 6
Exons: 22
Coding region: 1338-4733 (1131 amino acids)
Biological process (GO): adenylate cyclase-activating G protein-coupled receptor signaling pathway; adenylate cyclase-inhibiting G protein-coupled receptor signaling pathway; cAMP biosynthetic process
Cellular component (GO): plasma membrane
Molecular function (GO): adenylate cyclase activity
Source: RefSeq, a predicted model, not a curated record
UAAAGUAGAUGAGACUAAAAACAGACCAUUUCGUCUAGGACACCUUCUUUCGUCCAAAUUUUUCGACCUUGUACUGAUGACAUUUUGAUCUGCGACACCCUGUAUAUUGGGGAAAUACUGUCGCACACAGUAAGAAUGAAAUAUACUUGAUUUCCUUGGAUAAAAUAGGAGGAUAUUCGAAAAUACACGACCCUUAUGAUAUCUGACCUUCCUAGGUUCGAAAAUCCUGGAUGAUCUUCGGGUUUGACAUUGGUACAUACUUCCAAUAUAUUAACGUUUUUCUCUGCAACAUUGCAUAAUAAUCAGUUUUUAGGUAAGUUGUACAAAGAAACGAAGGUGGAUGAGACGAAAAACCUACGAUUUCAGCUCGAACACCUUUCGUCCAAAUUUUUCGACCUUGUACCGAUGACACUAUGACUGUGACACCGUGUAUUUAGGAGGAAAUACUGUCACGUACAGUUUUGAAGUGCAAUAUUCUCGAUUUCCUUAGGUAAAUUUGAAGACAAAACGAAAAUACACAGCCUUCGUGAUGUCAGACCUUCCUAGAUUUGAAAAUCCUGGAUAAUCAUCGGGUUUGACACUAGUAAAAAUUUAAAAGAUCCGGGAUUUUCCUUGCGACACCCUGUAUAAUAAUGGGUUAUUAGGGAUGAUUAACAAAGAAACAGCUGAAUUGGAUGGAAAAAAGACGAUUUCAGCUAAAACACUUUCUUUCUUCAAGGUUUCGUACCUGGACCGAUGACACUGACCAGCUACACCCUGUAUAUUUAGGAAAUACUGUCAAAUACCGUUUAAGAGUGAAAUGUGAAGUGUUUGGAUAAAUUAGGAAGAUAUUCCAAAUACACAAUCUCUUGAUAUCUGAUCAUUGUUGAUCCCGGACAAUAUUAAGGAAAUCCUAUGUACAGUGCAAUAUGCUUCAUUUCGUUGUACAAAUCAUGAAGAGAAAGUAAAAUUAAACACCCAGCUAUUCCUUCUGAUGUCCACUGGUUAUGGGUUCAAUACACCUUAUUUCAGCAUAUUCUCGGCAUACUUUCUUUUUUCGACAUUUCAACGCGUCGAAAGAUCGUUUCUUAGCCGGCUCGCUCGUGCCGUUACAGGCGAAAAAGUCGAACAAUCGCGGAAACUGGAGCGGAGUCGAUUCUUCAUUCGGCCCGUCUCGUUCCGCUAUGCUUUCCCAGGGCCCGUCCCUAAUCCGGUUGCCAAGGGUGUUGCCAAAACAAGAGUACUUCGUAUCGACCUAAGCAUGUGAAGGGUGCUCUUCCGGUCCUCUUGUAACGCAACUUGAGCACGACUGUGAAGGUCUAAGGUCAGCUAUCACUAGGGGGAAAGGGGAUGCCGGCAUGGAGUCGCCCAGCGUCGGGAGGAGGCAGUGGAAGAAAAGGCUGAGCCUCAAAGUGACGAGGAAACCGACACUAGACGAGAUAUUUAAACAUAGCACGUCCUGCCCGGAGGGCCAAGGGGCGUCGAAACUGAGCGAGGAGAUAAGAGGAAAAGGUGAGACGUCAAGAAGAUGCGCAUCCCUCAGAGGAAGAGUAACGCCUCCUUCGAGCGCGACCCCGACCCCGACUGCCCCGCGCAAGACCAACUGGGAAGUCAUCGAGCACUUCACCUCCCCGGGCCAGGGUCCCUGCCAGAGGCUCAGGUCUGCGAGUUUGAUUGCGAGCCACAACGCCGACUCGAUACUCGAGGAGGACGAGGACGCCGGGGCUCAGGAUUCACUCCUGCUCGCUGACGAGUCAGGCGGCGCGCAGAGGGUCGUCCUGGCAGGAAGGACGAGGACGAAGUGGGCCAGGAUACUCAGGAGGAUGUUCGUGCCUCACAGGUUCAACAACGUGCAGACUGAGAUGCUCUACCAGAGGUAUUUCCUGAGGUACAACAAGACCCAGACGACAUCUCUUCUCGUCCUCCUCCUGGUGCUCAGCCUCGGGUCUCUGGUCGCCAUCCUGGUACUCCAGCCUCCGAGCGUGUCUCUCGCCUCUUCGUCCGCUUGCCUGGUCUGCUGUACCGUUCUCUAUUCGGGUCUGAUCUGGUGGCUUGAAAGGUGCGGAAGCAAGGUGAACGAAAUCGACCUGUCCUGGGCGUCGUUGGGCAUCCUCGGCUCUGCGCUGCUCAUCCAGGGCGUCAUGAGGAGGUCUCAGCCUCCUCUCAUCUUCACCUACCUCGGCUAUGCCCUACUCGCCGUGACGAUACAGCAGGCCGUGGUCGGUGCAGUCCUCCUCGCAAUGCUCCACAUUUUCACUCAGGUCACUUCCAGGAUGUACGUACCGCAGGUCUUUCUCGCCAACAUGCUUCUCAUCCUGGCGACAAACCUGGCCGGCGUGCUGACCCAUUAUCCGAGCGAGACCGCCAAGAGGGAGGCGUUCCUCGAGACGAGGAGGUGCGUCGGGGCGAGGCUCAAGACCCAGGGGCAGAACCAGCAACAGGAGAGGCUCCUUCUCUCCGUCCUGCCGAGGCACGUCGCCAUGGAGAUGAAGGCGGACAUAGCGGGCAAACCGCAGGACACCAUGUUCCACAAGAUCUACAUCCAACGCUACGAAAACGUCAGCAUACUCUUCGCCGACAUAUGCGGAUUCACGAGCCUCUCAGACCAGUGUACGGCCCAAGAGAUUUACAUCCUCCUCAACGAGCUUUUCGCCAGGUUUGACAGGCUGGCUCAGGAGCACCAUUGCCUUAGGAUCAAGCUCCUCGGCGACUGCUACUACUGCGUCUCCGGGCUUCCCGAGCCCAGGCCUGACCACGCUCACUGCUGCGUCGAAAUGGCCCUGGACAUGAUCGACGCCAUCGCGCUGGUGCGAGAGGUGAUGGGCGUCAACGUGGACAUGAGGGUCGGAAUACACACGGGACGGGUCCACUGCGGCGUCCUCGGCCUCAGGAAAUGGCAGUUUGACGUCUGGUCGAACGACGUCACGUUGGCCAACUACAUGGAAAGCGGAGGCAUACCAGGGAGGGUCCACAUAACGGAAGAGACUUUAAAAUGCCUCAACGGAGACUACAAAGUCGAACCGGGCACAGGGUACGAAAGGAACUCGUACCUGAGAGACCAUAACAUCACGACCUACCUCAUCAUACCUCAGGAGACGAGCAGGCAGAGGCACUCAAGUACGAAAAAACCGCCAAACGUUUCGAACGGUAACGUUGCCAAGGAGCUUCGACUGAUGGGGCACGGUUCCAAAGGGAGCAAGUACAACAAGCUGGGUAUAGCAAAGGAUGCGGAGGAACAAAAGGACCCGGAGGAUGAGGUCAAUGACUACCUCAUGUGGGCCAUCGAAGCCAGGAGCAUAGACCAACUCAGGGCAGAACACUGCCAACCCCUCCUGCUCAACUUUAGACAAACCGACGUUGAAAAUAAAUAUUCGAAAGAACGCGACAAGAUGCUCCAUAUCUACUUCAUAUGCUCCUUGACCCUCAUGGUGACCAUAGUGGCCGUCCUGCUUAUCAUGUUUCCACACGAUCCGCAUUUGUACGUCGUCUAUUCAGUCGGCCUCCUACUGGUCACGAUGAUCACAGUGAUCGUCGUCGUCGAUAAGUGCAAGGACAAGCUGUCACCACUUGUGCGUGUGUCAUCGAUGAUCCAUGAAAACAGAAACGUAGCUCAGGUGUUCGCCAUUAUAGUCAUAGCCAUAGCUUUCACAACAACGCUCUUUCCUCUGAUAUAUAGGGUAAGGAUAGUCGGGCAUAAUAUAACCAUUGAGACAAACGCAUCGUCGAACUUCACUCUGGAGUUGGACGAGACGUCUGACACCGCAGUACUGUCGGAGUUGGCGACUAUGUGCAUAGUCGUGCUCAUUAUAAUAACGGCGGCGUUCCAGAUACUCACGAGCAUUAUAAAGGUGUUCAUACUGUCGAUCAUAACGUUCACCUUCCUCGCCGUCCACUUCUCUCAGGCCUCGAGCGGAUUGGACGGGUACUCGGAGGUGUCCAACGUCGUCUCGCUCGUCGGUUUCCUCCUUGCUGUGAUCAUCCACGGAAGACAGACGGAGGCGACGAACAGGCUCGAUUUCCUCUGGAAACUACAGGCGACGGAGGAAAAAGAAGACAUGGAACAUCUUGAAGCGUACAACAGGAAACUCCUUGGCAACAUAUUGCCCGCCCACGUCGCCGAACACUUUCUCAAUUCGGACAAGAACUUCGACGACAUGUACCACGAACAGUGCGAGUGCGUCUGCAUCAUGUUCGCCUCUAUUCCGAACUUUUCGGAGUUUUACGUCGAGCUCGAAGGGAACAACGAGGGCGUCGAGUGCCUCAGACUUUUGAACGAGAUCAUCGCUGAUUUCGACGAGAUACUCGCUGAGCCAAAGUUCUCCUGCAUCGAGAAGAUCAAAUCGACCGGGGCGACGUACAUGGCGGCAUCGGGUUUGACGAAAGCGACAUGCGACAUGAAGGACCUGAAGCACGUGACCGCGAUGGCCGACUACGCCCUUCGGAUCAAGGAACAGCUCAGCUACGUCAACCAGCAUUCUUUCAACAACUUCCGCAUUCGGAUCGGGAUCAACAUCGGGCCCGUCGUGGCCGGGGUCAUCGGUUCGAGGAAGCCUCAGUUCGACAUCUGGAGCAACGCGGUGAACGUGGCGAGCAGGAUGGACUCGACGGGGAUAGUCGACAAGAUCCAGGUGACCCAGGAGGUGUACACGAUACUUGCGGCGAGGGGGUACCCGCUCACCUGCAGGGGGACGAUACAGGUCAAAGGGAAAGGAGACAUGGUCACCUACUUCCUCGAGGGUGGAGCUGCCAAUUAACCUCAACAUCAUCAUUAGGACUUUGUUAAAAAACAAAACCUAUAUUGUCGCGAUGACCUUCGAACCCCAACCCCGAUGACCCUUGUAUCCUCCUCGGCAAUAUCAGGUUGUGACUGUAAAUAACCCUUGGUCAAAUUUUUCAACAAAAAAAAUCUACUGUCAAUUUUAGCCGUUCGGCUUAGCGUUUCGAAUUUUACUAUAAACGCUUUCAUCAGGGUAAUAAAAAUUUUGUUGGAUUUCUUUUUGGGCUGUGACGGUUGAAACGGAUUAUUGGACCAAUUCCACAGAGGAAAUGAAGUACGCCGUGUUGAAAACGGAUUUUUUUCUAUUACACAAAUUGGCAUCGGGACGGGAGAGAAGCUGGCUGGAAUUCUGGAAAAAAGAACGCAACUCCUCAUGAUUUCAUCCAAUAUUGGUCGGCCUGGUUGAAAAAAUUUGGAUCAAUCUCAAGGAUACCUGGAGGUUUUUUCCCAAACAUGAACAACAAUCACACCCUUCAUGGACUCAGUCUAAAAAUUCAUUACGGUUUCGUCCAAUAUUGGUCAGAUCGUGUAAAAUUAUUUUGGCCACCGUCAUGUUUCCUGUCGUUGUACCCAAAACGCUCCUCACCACAAAUUCUGUAUUAUUGAGACCACUAUUGGAAAAAUAUUUUGGGUCAAAUCAAGUUUACCUGGCAUUUUUCCAAAAACAUUACCAUCACUUUUCACCCUUUGCGGAUUGUCUGUCCACAAAUUCCUUAUUUUCUCCCAAUAUUUGGUUGGAUUUGGCACUGCCUGUCCACAAUUUCUCACGGCACUUUAUGUUUACAAUUUUUCAUGAUUUCAUUGAAUAUCCGGUCGUAUUUUAUACUAUCAGUCCACAAAUCGUUACGAUUGCAUCCAAUAUUCGGUCGGAUUUUGUACUGUCUGUCCACAAAUCUUUACUAUUGCAUCCAAUAUUUCGACGGGUUUGGGAACUUUAUAUUCAAAAUCCCUUAUUAUUUUAUUAAUAUUUGGACUGAUUUUGUUCUGGUAGUACAAAUGUUUGAUUGCAUUAGGAAUCGUCUCCACAAAUCUAUUUAUUAUUUGUGCCGGUUUGGGAACUUUCCGUUCAAGAUCCUUUAUUUUUUCAUCCAAUAUUUGGUCGAAUUUUGUACGGCCUGUCUACAAUUUCUCAUGAUUUCAUCCAACAUUUAGGCGGAUUUGGUACUGCCAGCCUACAAUUUCUCAUGAUUUCAUUCAAUAUUUGGUGAGAUUUUUGAACUGUCUGUCCACAAUUUCUCUUGGUUUUAUACAAUAUUCGGUCGCAUUUGGUACAGUAUGUUUACAAUUUCUCAUGGUUUUAUCCAAUAUUGGUCGCACUGUACAUCGUAUGUCCAUAAUUUCUCAUGGUUUUAUCCAAUAUUCGGUCGGAUUUGGUACUGUAUGUUUACAAUUUCUCAUGAUUUCAUCCAAUAUUUGGUAAGACUUUUUAACAGUCUGUCCUCAAUUUCUGACGGUGUUAUCCAAUAUUGGUCGCACUGUGCAUUGUGUGUCCAUAAUUUCUCAUGGUUUUAUCAAACAUUCGGUCGGAUUUGGUACUGUACGUUUACAAUUUCCCAUGAGUUCAUCCAAUAUUUCGUCAGAUUUGGUACGUUUGGUACGUGUACAAUUUCUCAUGAUGGCAUCAAAUAUUUAGUCAGAUUUUUGAACUUUCUGUCCACAAUUUUUCAUGGUAUUAUCCAUUAUUGUUCGCAUUGUGCACUGUCUGACCACAAUUCUCAUGGUUUUAUCCAACAUUUAGUCAAAUUUUGUACUGUAUGUUUACAAUUUCUCAUGAUUUCAUCCAAUAUUUCGUCGGAUUUGGUGUUUGAUAUGUUUACUAUUUCUCAUGACUUCAUCAAAUAUUUGGUCAAAGAAGGUAUAGUCUGUCGACAAUUCUUCACGAUUUCAUCCAAUAUUGGUCGGAUGUAACAAAAUAAUUUUGGGUCAUGGACAAAAUCACCUGUCUCCACAAUUCCUCAUGAUGCUCUCCAUAUCUGGUUGGAUUGGGUAUUGUCUGACCACAAAUUCUAAUCAUUUCUUCCAAUAUUGGUCGGAACAGGUAAACAAUUUUGAGUGCCAAUGAAAUUUACCUGGCAUUUUCCCCCCAAAUUAUAAACACCGAUUCUAUUCCUUGCAGAUUGUCAGUCCACAAUUCCUUAUCAUUUCAUCCAAUAUUUGUCAGAUCGAGUAAAGGAUCCAUGGGUGGAUGUCUAGUUUUCUUGACAUUUUUCCCAAAUUAUAAUCGUUAAUACUACUUGUGAACUGUCUAUGCACGAUUUCUCACCAUUUCUAAUUUCUGCGCUUUUUUUCUCCAGCCAAAUUCUCGACCCUCCCCCACGCCCUCUUUAUGCCAAACGAUCAACUUUUUUCCCCUCAAAUCUGUAUAAAAUAAGUAUUUUAAUAUUUAUAACUGAAGAUAUAGUUAUAAAAUAUAAAGUAAAAAUAUAUAUGUAUGUAAAUAUAAAAAUAUAUGUCGAAAUGGGAAAUGUUUUUGUCAAUGGCUGUCGAAACCCAAUCUGUCGAAAAACGUUGUGUCCACAUGUCCACACCUCCGAUAUUUUUUCAAAAUUUUCAAGGAAUGAGAGGCGAGGUCGCGACACACAACUGAGGUUACCCCAAUGUGAUUUGUGUUUGAAAAUUUUGAAAGAGA